CUAAAGGAAAGGAACAGUGGAAAACUGUUUGCUGGGCUGGGUCCGCUGGGUAUGUUAGACACAGGCAUGCUUCAGUACCACCUUAGGCGUCGGAGGGUAGAGUUCGCUUCGCUGUUUGCCUAACCGACUCAAGUUACGAACGUAAUCUUGUUGGAAAAAUGUUUUCCUCGAGUUCUCGUGUUACUUAAAUGUUUCAAUGUGGUGUUUAGGGAUUGUUAGUAAUUCUAUUAAAUAUUUUUUUGUGUAAAUAUUAACUUGUAAAUCUUAAAUUUAAAUUCUUUCGGACUACGUGUUGUGUAAAAGUAUAAAAGUAGUUAUUAUGUAUUGGUAAAUGAAUUAGUGCGGUAAAAUGUGUAUUUAAAAUUUCGAUCAUAAUGGAUGUUCAUAGCAAGUAGGUUUGUUUAGAAAAAAAAACAACAACGUCUUCAUUUUUCGAACGACAGAAAAAAAAGAAACAAUGGACGAGACAAAAGCAAUAAGAAUAAGAAUAAAAAAGAAAAGUGAAAUGUCAAGUUGUUGAGGUUAAUUUUUGAAAAUCGAAUAAUUAUGUCGUCUGAAGUGUCGUUGGAAGGUCGAGAGCGGCCGGGAUUCGUGCGGCGUGCGGCCGCCGCGUGUGCUAAGGCGGCAUUUUCCCAAAUUGGCCUGGUGAUCUUAGUGGUGAUAUACGUACUCCUUGGUGCAGUGCUCUUUGAAUAUUUGGAGUCCGGUCCCGAGGUGCAGAAACGGUCUGCCAUACAGAGAUCGAGAGAGGAGUGCUUGAAAGAACUCUGGGCUAUAACAGAACGCCUAAAUGUGCUUUACGAACGCAACUGGACGAGGCUGGUGCACGAGCAGCUGCGCAAGUUCGAGUCGUCCAUAGUCGCGGCUGCGAGGCAGUCUCCGGAGACGCAGCCACCAGAACUAGCCAUGGACUCCAAGUGGACCUUCUCUGGAUCUUUGAUAUAUUGUAUCACACUUAUUACUACUAUAGGUUACGGUAACGUCUCACCAAGAACAGCUGCUGGUCGAGCGGCAACGGUAGCCUAUGCAGCAGCUGGAGUGCCACUUACCUUGGCAUGUUUGGCGGGACUGGGGGCAUCCUUGGCACGACUGGCACGACUGGCGUGGCUGAGGGCAACUAAGAGGAAAGUGCCUAAUACAUGGAGGAAGGAUGGAGAGCCUGAAAACUAUCUCCAGCUCCACGAACAGCAGCGCCUGCUUCCUCAGCCAGCAGAACAUAACCAGUACACAUCAUUUCCACCAAGAAGCCACCGGUCUCCUGGUACAGUGAAGGCCAGGGCUGGAGACAGAGGACAGUAUUCCCAGGUCUUUGAGAGAGCUCCAGCGAGUCCACGAGCUGCCACGCUGGGUCGCGUAAAGCGUAGUGCCUUGCCUGAUGAACCACACUCAUCAACGUCUCUCCAGACUCAGACGCUAGAUCGGAAGAAGACCAUGGGCAGUACAAAAUGUCUCGCCACAGUCCAUGGUCCCGGUCGAGGCAGGGGGCGGACCACCGUGCAAAGACCAAGGGGAGCCGUCAUUGAACAGCUGAUCGCUGAAGAGUGUGGGGAACUGCAGAUGAACAGGAGUCAAGAUGAUUUGGACGACUCCGAGGAUCCUGAUGAGGCGAUAUGUCCACACGACACCCCGUCACGAGUGCCUUUGAUAUGGAAUGAGGAGAGUCAUAAGAUGAAGAGUUGUAACGUGCCGAGCAGUAGUGCAUCCACCAGCGUGCAGCACCACAUCCACCACGGCAUUGAGCACUGUCACAUCCCAGUAGGAAUAGUCUUAUUCCUUCUCCUUGCCUACAUCUGUGUUGGAGCCGCCAUCUUCUCUGCUUGGGAGAACUGGAGCUUCCUUGACGCUGCAUACUUCUGCUUCAUAGCCCUAGCAACAAUAGGUUUCGGAGAUUUUGUCCCCACCAGCUUUCUAACAACUAAACACAGCACAGAACACACGAAGAGCGAGUACGUUCAAAUGAUCGCGUGUUGUGCCUACCUGGUUUUUGGUCUGAUAUUAAUAGCCAUGUCGUUUAGCCUUCUACAAGAUGAAGUAGUUGCUCGAUGUUCGCAAUUAGCUAAUAGUUUAGGGCUCUCGCGUCAAUGACAGUACGAGAAGAGUGAUUGUAGUUCAACAGACAAUCACUUGAGAAUGUUAUGAUCGUUAUUGUAAGCAAUUAAUUUGGGGUCCACUUCAUUUAAUUUCUUCAUUGGAUCCAUUUAUGUAUGUAUUGUAAUUUGUAACCCAUGUUAUCACUAUAUCGUAAAUAAAAAUUAUUUUCUCAUUGUCUACACACAAUUGUAUUGAUAAUUUUAAUAAAGAACUAAAUUUGAAAUGAAAAAAAAAGAAACUUUUUACGGAAUUUGUACUCGAAAAGAAAGUGGUUUGUGAUGUAAAUAAUGUAUAAAACUAUUUAUAAAAGCAAGGCUGAAAUUGUAAUGAAACAAUAAAAUUGUGUUGAACUAAA
Spodoptera frugiperda (fall armyworm) is the source of this 2446-nucleotide messenger RNA. RefSeq lists its product as uncharacterized. Gene Ontology annotation, biological process: stabilization of membrane potential; potassium ion transmembrane transport. Lineage: Eukaryota; Metazoa; Arthropoda; Insecta; Lepidoptera; Noctuidae. Bases 547 to 2085 code for a protein of 512 amino acids. Gene Ontology annotation, cellular component: membrane. The transcript is spliced from 7 exons. Gene Ontology annotation, molecular function: potassium ion leak channel activity. The record is from RefSeq and is a predicted model, not a curated record.